Suillus clintonianus is the source of this 1942-nucleotide messenger RNA. RefSeq lists its product as uncharacterized. The record is from RefSeq and is a predicted model, not a curated record. Gene Ontology annotation, molecular function: GMP synthase activity; ATP binding; GMP synthase (glutamine-hydrolyzing) activity. Gene Ontology annotation, biological process: GMP biosynthetic process. Gene Ontology annotation, cellular component: cytosol. NCBI's taxonomy places the organism in Eukaryota, Fungi, Basidiomycota, Agaricomycetes, Boletales, Suillaceae. Bases 126 to 1745 code for a protein of 539 amino acids. The transcript has 11 exons.
UGCCUCGACUCAGAUCAUCAAACUUAUCUUGAACUUAUCAGCAAAAGAUCUCGACGGCCUCCCUCGACAGAGAUCGUGCAUUCACGUGUCACUUUUCGCCAAGUUCACUGUGGAGUCCAUAAAACAUGGCCGAAAUACACGAUCAGUUCGAUACCAUCCUUAUCCUUGACUUUGGUUCGCAGUACAGUCACCUUAUCACCAGGAGAUGUCGCGAGUUGAACGUAUACGCAGAGCUUAUGCCGUGUACAACAAAGCUAGCAGAUGUCAAGUUCAAGCCUAAAGGGAUAAUUCUCUCCGGAUCUCCAUACUCUGUAUACGACGACGAUGCACCCCACGCGGACCCCGCUAUCUACACUCUGGGUGUCCCUAUCCUUGGUAUCUGCUAUGGUCUUCAGGAGAUUUGCUGGAAUCUCAAGGGAGAGGUAGCAAAAUGUGAUCAUCGCGAGUAUGGGCUUGCAGAGGUUCAGAUUAGCAGGUUCAGCGAAUCGGGAAAUUCUGUCGACGCUUUGUUUGAAGGACUCGGCGAUCAGAUGCAGGUCUGGAUGUCGCACGGCGAUCAACUGUCCGUUAUGCCUCCCGACUUCCAUGUCAUCGGACGGACAAGCACUGCUCCCUAUGCCGCCAUCGCACAUAACUCCAAGCCAUUAUAUGGCAUCCAGUUCCAUCCAGAGGUGACACAUUCCCCGCAAGGAAGGCAGCUCAUCGGUCGAUUUGUGUUAAAUAUAUGUCAAUGCCGGGCGAACUGGACAAUGGAGGAAUUCAUUGGCAAGGAAAUCAUCCGCAUCCGCGAAAUAUGUGGCCCGAAAGGGCGUGUCAUUGGCGCGGUCAGUGGAGGCGUCGACAGCACUGUUGCAGCCAAGUUAAUGCAUGAGGCAAUCGGCGACAGAUUCCACGCCAUCAUGGUGGAUAACGGCGUGCUUCGUCUGAACGAAGCACAGCAAGUGAACGACAUGUUGAAUAAAGAUCUAGGCGUCAACCUGACCGUAGUGGAUGCUUCCGAACUCUUCCUCUCCCGACUGGAUGGUGUUGAAGAUCCGGAGCAGAAACGUAAGAUUAUAGGGAACUCGUUUAUUAACAUAUUCGAGGCAGAAGCCGCGAAGAUCGAGGAAGCUGCUGAGAAGGAGGAGAAGAACGGUGCGGAUUCAAAGGGAAAGAUCGAAUGGCUGUUGCAAGGAACCCUAUACCCAGACGUCAUCGAGAGCAUCAGCUUCAAAGGUCCUAGUGCGACCAUCAAGACGCACCACAAUGUCGGUGGGCUUCUCAAGGACAUGAAAUUGAAGUUGAUCGAACCCCUGCGCGAGCUCUUCAAAGAUGAAGUCCGUGCACUUGGGAGACUCCUGUCGAUACCAGCACCUUUAGUUCAACGUCACCCUUUCCCAGGUCCUGGCCUGGCUAUCCGGAUCUUGGGUCCUGUCACACGCGAACAAGUGAAGAUCCUGCAACAGGCAGAUAACAUAUAUAUCGAGGAGAUUCGCAAGGCGAAUCUCUACAAUCAAAUUAGCCAGGCUUUCGCCGUCUUGCUCCCUGUGAAAGCUGUUGGCGUGAUGGGCGACAAGCGCACAUACGAACAGGUGAUUGCUCUAAGAGCGGUGACGUCGGAAGAUUUCAUGACUGCGGAUUGGUAUGCGUUCCCUCCCGAAGUCUUACGUCGGAUAUCGUCCCGCAUCACGAACGAAGUGAGUGGGAUCAAUCGUGUUACUUAUGAUAUAUCAUCCAAGCCUCCUGCUACUGUGGAGUGGCUAUGAUCACCAAUGGCACAUUUACGCGGCGUGGACACGCAACAGUAUAUAGAAUACAUAUGUUAGAUGGGUUUUGUCCAUGAAUAAACUUACGAAUAUGCGGGGGUACAUGCUAGAAAAGCCUACAGGGACCUAAAGGUCACUAAUACGGUAGUUCGACGUUGUCUGUUUGUAAUUGUUGGCUCAAUGUUGCGUCUGGUGGA